GAGGAGAAACCGGAAGAAGAAGAAGACGUGGCUAAAUGCUAACAGUUACUAGCAGAAAACAAAUGCUAAUAACUAAAUAACUAGUUGUGAUUUCUAAACGCCAACUUCCUCACUUUUCUCUGGGGAAUUCCACAUUAAAUCUGAAGUACACCAGCUGAACCUCCUGAUUUUUUUUUUCUCAGCAGAAGUAACCUUAAACUUUACCAGUGGAUUCACCUUCAUUUUGUGUCAGCAGUGCCAAAUUAUCCAGAGCCAUGUCAAAUGGACGGAUUUAUGUUGGUAACCUUCCCCUGGACGUCCAGCGGAGAGACCUGGAGGAUCUCUUCACUAAAUAUGGAAAAAUCCGCCUCAUUGAAUUGAAGAAUUACAGUGGCUCAACUCCUUUUGCCUUCAUUCAGUAUGAAGACCCACGGGAUGCAGCUGAUGCAGUCUCUGGAAGGAAUGGAUUUGGAUUUGGAGACGUCAAACUGCGAGUGGAAUAUCCACGAGAAUCUACGAACCAGUAUGUGCCAUCCGGAGGCGGUAGAGGGGGGGGGUUUGCACCAAGAGGAGGAGGAGGAGGAUUUACUCCAAGAGGAGGAGGAUUUGGAGGAGGAGGAUUUUCUCCAAGAGGAGGAGGAUUUGCUCCAAGAGGAAGAGGUGGACCUCCAUCCAGAAGAUCGGAAUUCCGAGUGAUAGUCACUGGCUUGCCACCAACCGGCAGCUGGCAGGACCUGAAGGACCACAUGCGCGAGGCUGGAGAUGUUUGUUACACAAACGUGCAGCGCUCUGGAGAAGGUGUGGUGGAGUUUGUCCACAGAGACGAUAUGGAGUACGCUGUGCGCAGACUCGAUCGCUCAGAAUUUCGCUCACAUCAGGGUGAGACGUCUUUUAUUCGUGUUUAUGAGGACAGAGUGAUGCCCAGCUGGGACAGAGCGAGGUCCCGGUCCAGAUCCAGGGGGCGUUAUUCCCCUGAAUAUUACAGCCGGGGAUCCCCCCCUCCACGUUACUCGCCCCCUCCUCGCGGUGCUAUGUCUCGCCGUAGUCCGCCAUUCAGACGAUAUCAGCCACAGUACAGCCCGCCGCCACGACAUUAUCGAUGAGAGCGUUUGUAUUUGGGGAUUUUUAUAAUGUUUUUAACCCCAGACCUCAAGAUUAAAUCCUUUUGUUUUAAUUGGUACAUUCCAACUAAAUCAUUUGGGCAGUGCAUUUUUUUUUUUAUAUUGUUGCACCGUUUUAUUGAAAAAUCUUUUUGAGAGUGAUUGACGUUUAACUACAGUCUUAGUUACACUGAAGGGACGACAUUUUGGAGAUAAAGUUGAGAAUCAUAUCGACUGUAUCUAUGAAGUUUCUUAAAAUGCCAUUAAAGCCGUUUGGCCGCGACAGCUUCACCUCUGAGCUUUGUUUUUCUUGUUUUCCUUCCCUUUCACUCUGUUUCUGGUUUGUGUUUUCAAUAAAAUGAAAUGUAUUGUCACAAAAGUAAAGGACACAAAAUGCAAAAUAAACAUUUAAUACACAAAUUAACUUUUUUGGGUGAUUCAGACAACACUGCAAAAAUAAAAUAUUUAAAUGACAAUAGUUUAGUUCAAUAUUUAAUCUGAAAAAGCCAAAUACUAUAUAUGUAUAUUCUAUUUUUUUUUAAACCAAAACACAAUCACACCAUUAGCUGUAAAAUGGGCUUGUUUAUGUAAACCAGUCCAAACUCUUUCAGUUUUACUUUACUGUUCAGCCAUUAAUAUUUUUCUAUAUCCUAAAGUUCCACACUGUGCUUUAAAGAUGAAUAUCCGAUUUAAACCCAGCAGUGAUCAGCACACGGCCGUCGUGUAGGAACAAAAAAAACUAUAAUAAAUAAACAUAUUUAAAUCUGAUAUUAAAAGCACAAAAUUAAGAUUAUGAUGAAGACGAUCUUCUUGAGGUAUAAUUAACUGUGACCUGGGAGGUUUGCAAACUACAUAUAAAAGUUGAAUAAAUGCAUUAAUCAGCAAAUCAUUUCACAUCACAUGGAACUUCAGGAACAACACUGACAUCUGUCCAACGCAACAUCCACAAACCAGAGGCUCAAACCUGGACACAUCAGUGAAGGGCUUUGUGAAGUGUCCACACGUCUCACCUGUGUCCACACGUCUCACCUGUGCUCACAUGUCUCACCUGCACUUACAUGUCUCACCUGUGUCCACACGUCUCACCUGUGUCCACACAUCUCACCUGUGCUCACACGUCUCACCUGCACUCACACGUCUCACCUGUGUCCACAUGUCUCACCUGCGCUCACACGUCUCACCUGUGUCCACAUGUCUCACCU
Messenger RNA from Periophthalmus magnuspinnatus, 2281 nucleotides. It is a transcript of the gene srsf9, whose product is annotated as serine and arginine rich splicing factor 9. The record is from RefSeq and is a predicted model, not a curated record. Gene Ontology annotation, cellular component: ribonucleoprotein complex; cytoplasm; nucleus. The transcript is spliced from 5 exons. Gene Ontology annotation, molecular function: mRNA binding. Bases 255 to 1082 code for a protein of 275 amino acids. NCBI's taxonomy places the organism in Eukaryota, Metazoa, Chordata, Actinopteri, Gobiiformes, Gobiidae.